CUGUUUUUGCAUUGUCAUCUGCUUUGUGAGCAUGGACAGACAAAAUUGGGUUGAGGACGGCGAAAACGGAGGUAUGGGACGUUCUCGCCAUAGUUCCCAACAAUCGGCGCAGUAUCAAGGCUUGCACUCCGUUCCGCCAUCCACCCACUUGUCCAUGCUGAGUCAGGACGCUGACAAGUUCGGUGUCCCUCCUACCUUCCCCGCGGCUGUUGGGCAACUGCCGGCAUGGAGGAACGAUCCGCCCGGCCUCCGAGAUGUGCGACUGGGUCAUGUACCUUUCUACCAUGCUCGAGAUGACCAUGGGGGUGUGGCCGGCCGCGGCAGUUCGUUUGCCGCUAUGUACUCACAACCGGCUGCCGCUCACAUGCCCGUGCACGGGGGCAGCACGAUCGGUGCAGGCAGUUUCACAGCGGCGCUGUGCGGGGAGUACGAAGAUCCUUUCUCCGGUGGUCUCCCUAGACGGAUGUCAAUGGACGAUCUGUCAGGACCACAGCGGUGUUACGGGGUGACAUCCAACCAGCAGUGGAAUGGCGGUGUCUACAUCCAUGGACAAAAUGACUUAUCGAGACGUGGGGCACAAAGCAGGAGUGGGCAGGGGACAUUGCCACAGGGAGGAACGCCGGGGCAUGGCCAAUCAGAAGUGACGACGGUGGCGAACGUGGACAAUGGCAGUGGUGUGCGUCGCCCCGGCACAAGUGACAGCAGUGGACAAAGCGGUCGGGCAAGACAGCCGGCACGGGGAGGACGUGGCAGAGGAGGGUGCACUCCACCCUCCUCUGCAUGCGCUGCGGAGGCGAGUGGGAGUGAAAAGGACGUAGGGGGGCAGGAGACCAAUGACAACCCGACAACAGUUGACGAGGGAAUGCAUAAAGGAAAACCUCCUGCCAAAAAGAUAGUGCCUUGGACCCUGGAGAAGUGCUUGGCAUUGGCGAAAUGGCAACGUGAGGAUGACGCCAUGAUGGCAGAUGCGUCCGCCAGGCACAAGUGCAUGAAGAAGGGGCAGAGACAAGAGUGGGUGUCCGAGCGCAUGAAAGAGGAAGGGAUUAUAAGGUCCACUGAGGACUGCAGGAAAAAAUGGUUUAACCUGGGACAGAAGCUGAAACUGCUUGUGAAUAAGGUGGGGCGGUCAGGCCAUCAAUCGUAUUGGGAUAUGAUCGAAGAGGAGAGAGAGGCCGAAGGUCUUUAUGCCACAUUCGAUCGACGUCUUUGGCAGGCGAUGGAGUGGAUGUUGCAAAGACCGUCUGGGACGUGUGAUGAAGCGAUGAACUCAGACAGCAUGGGUGGAGGUGAAGCAGAAGGCACGKGGGGAGGUUCAGGYGWCCAAGYAGGGUCAGACAGAGGAGGGUCCGACACGUCGGGAAGUAGGUCGAAGCUCAGGCGAACCAGCGGCAGCAGACUCCAUGUUGGAGAUGACCCAUCGUCUGUGUCCUCUGUGGGAGCUGCCAUGGCUGAGUCCACACGUGUGUACGUGGAGGGUUUGGAUAGAGCYGCGGYGACGAUUGCUCAGGCGAACAAGGAGGGUGCGACCAUCGUCGCCAGGAGCAUUGGCGAAAUGGCGACGCAGAUAGGUGCAGUCGCAUCAGCCAUGGGUGAAGGAAACGCUGUGAUGCAGCUCCUUGUUGGUGUGGUGGGUGCUCGAAAUUCGGGCAGACCGCGGAGUACCCGGGGGGUGUAGGAGCACCGAUCCUUGAAAGUGGUGGGUAGUGAAGACGCUGGUAACAAACGGUACAGGGUACA
This is a messenger RNA of Chara braunii, 1737 nucleotides long. Lineage: Eukaryota; Viridiplantae; Streptophyta; Charophyceae; Charales; Characeae. The record is from the annotation of a GenBank genome assembly.